Messenger RNA from Crotalus tigris (Tiger rattlesnake), 1624 nucleotides. It is a transcript of the gene NHEJ1, whose product is annotated as non-homologous end joining factor 1. The record is from RefSeq and is a predicted model, not a curated record. Gene Ontology annotation, molecular function: DNA end binding. Lineage: Eukaryota; Metazoa; Chordata; Lepidosauria; Squamata; Viperidae. The coding region runs from base 176 to 1102 and encodes 308 amino acids. The transcript is spliced from 8 exons. Gene Ontology annotation, biological process: double-strand break repair via nonhomologous end joining. Gene Ontology annotation, cellular component: nucleus; DNA ligase IV complex.
CUGUAUCCCGGAUGAGUACAGUGUGGCUGUUGGAAAGUGCUGUUUUAAAAAACCCUCCUCGCGGGCUGCAUUUCUUCUGCCUUUGCUGAUAAAAUGCUGUGAGAGCAAAGCCGAGGGAGGCUUUGUUGUUGCGACCUGUCUUUGGAUCUUCCUUCCUGUUAUCUGACCGUGCCGGAUGGAGACUUCAGAUGAUCUACAGAUUAAACUCCUUCUUCAGCCUUGGGCUUCAGUUUGUUUUUCUGAGUCUACCAGAUUGAUGGCUAAGGCUUGGUUUACUGACUCUACCUAUAUCUUGCUCCUCUCUGACCUCAAUAAUAUGUGGUAUGAAAAUCCAAAUACUGAAAAGAUACAACAGAGGUCAAAGGAGCUAAAUAAACGACUAACUGCUCCUGUAGCCUCUAUCCUGAACUGCCUGUCCAACCUAGUUUGUCCUCUUCUGGAAGGGAGAGAGAAGAACUCCGUCUCCUUCUCCUGUCAUCUUAGCUCCAGCACAUUGAUACUCCAUGUGAAGAGUGAACUUCUAGGAUUGCCCUUCUGCUGGGAUUUUCGCUGUGUUGCAGCACCUCUUGAGAUGAUGUCCUGCCACCUUCUGCGGCCUCUAAUGGCAAUGAGUUUGGCCAUGCACUCUCAGGUACAAGAAUUGGCAUCUUUGCUGCUUCAGAAGGAUGCAGAGAUUGAAGACUAUCGGGAGAGUGGAGCUACUCUCAGUCUAGAACGUCUAAAGACCGAACCCUUUAAGGAAGAAACUUUCCUGCACACAUUUGAGACUGAGACUUUGCCCCAAGCCUGCCGCCUGGGAGAUGGACGCUUGUUCACGUCUAACCUGAAAUCGCUCUAUGUGGCAGUGACCCAGCAACAAGCCAGAGCUGCUCGCAAACGGCACUGGGCAGAAUCAGAAGACUUUGGAUCCCUUAACCAUGCUACUUCUCAAGACCCUACAGAAGAUGUGGUAGAUUUGCCAGCAGCGGAAGAAAAGACAGAGACCCAGUUGCUAUCUGCACAGCAUGUGGAAGAAGCAGUGGUCUCAUCUUCCCAAGCUCAGAAAGCACAAAUGCCUGUUGUUAAAACCAAAAGGAAGAAGGCAAAAGGGCUCUUUAGCUGAUGCAACCGAUCAUUUUACAAAAACAAGGAUGCUGAGGCAGUUCUGAAUUUCUCUUUGCCUUCCUGGAACAUCUAGAGGAAAGCUGGACUUCCUACUAAAGCUAACAGUUGGGUCACUCCUCUCCUUUUGCCACGUUAAACGUUGAUAGUUAGAACAUCUCCCUCUGCACCAGAGCUAUCUACUUUUCUACCCCUGCUUAUUCUUUCCUGCUGACCUAGAAGCUUAGAAAUUAUGGAUUAUUAGGUAAGAAGGAAAGAAGCAGAACUACCGUAUUUUCUGGUGUAUAAGACGAGUUUCUAAAGCAUGCAAAUCGGCUCCGAAGUCGGGGGCCGUCUUAUACGCCGAGUCGUCUUAUACGCCGGAAAUUACGGUAGUUUCCAGCAUAUAAGACGACUUUCUAAGCAUGCAAAUUGGCUCCGAAGUCAGGGGUUGUCUUAUACGCCGAGUCAUUUUAUAUGCCGGAAAAUACGGUACCUCCUGUACUUUGCUUUAUUAAAGUGUGAAUAAAGAGCUUGGCUAUAA